AUGCGACGAUCUUUGUUUAUGGGAAUUUGUGUUGCGCUUUGCAUCGAUGCAAAAAUCGACCACUGGGCCGUACAAAAUUCUCAAGAGAUGCUUAAAUGGAAAAAUGCACGACCACUACCCGUCGAUCUUUUUUGCAGAUUAUGUGAAGACUUCUUCACAAAUCUGUUGAGAGCCGCUCGUAGGAACCAAGAAUCGUCUCUUCAGAGUUUAGAGCGAACUUGUGAAUUGCUCUCGAACAAUGAUCCAUUCCUCUAUCCGACUUGUCUGGACUUCACGACAAUGGAAAUCGAGUCACUUCUCGGCGAGUUUGAGAAUGACUUCACACCAAUUGAUAUUUGUUAUUCACUGGAAGUGUGCUGA
Anisakis simplex (herring worm) is the source of this 360-nucleotide messenger RNA. The record is from the annotation of a GenBank genome assembly. NCBI's taxonomy places the organism in Eukaryota, Metazoa, Nematoda, Chromadorea, Rhabditida, Anisakidae.